Molecule: messenger RNA, 858 nt
Organism: Acanthamoeba castellanii str. Neff
Lineage: Eukaryota; Discosea; Longamoebia; Acanthamoebidae
Product: protein tyrosine phosphatase, dual specificity, putative
Exons: 7
Coding region: 1-858 (285 amino acids)
Source: RefSeq, a predicted model, not a curated record
AUGCAGCCCGUCGCUCUCGUCUGUCUAAUCCUAGCGCUUGCUGUUGUGGCCGUUGCCGCUCGGCCCCAGGCUCUGCCCUCGCCCCCAGUUCGCCACGUGCACUUUGUCGAUGCAACCCCCGACCACCGCAAUUUCCUCUUUCGGGGCGGUGACCCUAACGUCGGCCGUCAUGGCGCGUUCGACUAUGACGCCCUCACCAAGUCGAUCCAGCUGGCUGCCGAGCGUGUCAACGUAGCUCUCCCGCCCAAGUUCUACCUCAUCGACAUCAACUUGACGAACCUGGAGGCCGAUGGCGAUGCGCACAGAACCAUCGCCGAGUGGACCUUCUUCAACGCCAACCCGCACCUGGGCAAGUUCAUCUUCUGGGAAACGCACGGCACGAGGGACAACGCCAGCGACCCGCUGGUGCCGGCGAGCCUCAAGCAGUACAUGAUCGAAAACUUCAAGGUGUGGCAGGGCGACCAGCUCGUCACCAGGAUGGAGGAGCUGCGCUCGAUGCUCUACACCAACCUGACCCUGCCGGUCGUGCUGUACGGGCACUGCGACUGCGGCUGUGACAGGACCGGCGAGACCAUGGGCGCCUACUACAUGAAGUGGCUGAACUACUCCUGGGACCAGACCAACAGGCUCAAUACCGAGUUCGCCGAGCGCCCCAUGAUGUGCGAGGAGUACCUGGCCAUGCAGUACUACUGCCUGUACCUCAACCACUCCGAGGGCAGGAAGCUCAACUGCCUCACCAACCACCCCUGCACGCCCCGGUGGAAGGCGGCGUUGAUGAGGUCCAUGCCCUCGUCGGGGUUCAACGAGGCGAGGGUGACGACCGAGGCGGUCGUCGAGACGGUGCUGCCCGUGGACUGA